Rhodamnia argentea is the source of this 1588-nucleotide messenger RNA. RefSeq names its product B3 domain-containing protein Os03g0212300-like. The record is from RefSeq and is a predicted model, not a curated record. The coding region runs from base 74 to 1405 and encodes 443 amino acids. Lineage: Eukaryota; Viridiplantae; Streptophyta; Magnoliopsida; Myrtales; Myrtaceae. The transcript has 6 exons. Gene Ontology annotation, molecular function: DNA binding.
AUCGUCUCUUCUUCUUCUCCCUCCUCCUCCUCUUCGUCAGCAGUCAGCCAGUCACGGUCACCGGCGGUUGAUCAUGGCUUGCCGUAGCCAACAAUGCCGUCGUCGUCGCCGGAGAGAAGGCGAAGGUGCCAAGCAGGAGAGAACUCUUGCUAGUCCACCAAGCCGUCCCCACUUCUUCAAGAUCGUACUCUCUCAAACGCUCGAAUCGGGAAAGCUUGGAAUUCCAAAAAGCUUCUUAAGAAGAUAUGGAAAAGACCUCGAGGGUUCGGUGCUUCUCAAGGUUCCAGGUGGUUCCACCUGGCCUGUGGAACUAGAAAAGAGGGGCAAUGACAUGGUUUGGUUGUGGAAAGGGUGGCGAAAAUUCAUGGAGCAUUAUUCGAUCGGUCAUGGUCACGUCACAGUCUUCAAGUAUGAAGGGGACUCCAUUUUCCAUGUGAUAAUAUUCGAUAAGAGUGCUUCCGAGAUCGAUUAUCCCUUGAGCAUCGAAAGUGAUCUAUCAGGCUCUGAGGGCGAAUUGCUCUUGCGAAAAGAAGAAAAUUUCGUUGAAAUUGAGGACUCAGAGGGUUUCGUGCCUUGUCCAUGGCCAAGUCCAAACAGCUCGUUGCGAGAAUUUGGAGGUCAAAGGCGUUGUACUGCUCUUGAAUCAGCCAGCCAAUUCGAGUCGGACCAUCCUUUUUUCAAAAUGGUGAUGCGGCCUACUUAUAUUCAGAGUCAUUUGAGAAUCCCUUCUGAAUUCUUCAGGAAACAUGUUCAAAGGAACAAGCAAAUUGCGACUCUUAGGUACUCAGACAGAUCGUGGUAUGUGAAGCUGAGGAGACAUGAACCCUUAGAUAUGGGAUGUCUCUCCAUCGGUUGGUCCUUCUUUGCAAGAGAAACUGGUCUCCAUGUCCGAGAUGUCUGUGUGUUCGAGCUCGUUGAUAGGGAUAACAUUGUCUUAAGAGUCUCCAUUUUCAGCAGUAAUGGUCGGAUCCAAAUCAAACAGUCUCAAUGCCGAGAGAGCUCUUCGGAGUCAGCUUUCCACACAUCUUCAUGUCUGAGCCCUGUCAAUGCACAUGAAAAGGCUUGCAAAUUCGAAUCAGAGUAUCCGUUUUUCAAUAUUGUGAUGUGCCCUAGUCAUUUGAACAGAAAUCAUGUGACCAUUCCAAGGCAGUUCAUAGAGACACACAUUCAGAAAGACCGUCGAAUGGCGACUCUUGUUUACUUGGGGCGAUCAUUUGAGGUGAAGCUCCGGGUCUAUCGGCGCUAUUACAAUGCAUACUUGGGGGCCGGUUGGUCCGCAUUCGCAAGAGAAACUUGCCUUGAUGAAGGAGAUGUCUGCAAGUUCGAGCUCGUCAAUACGGACAAUAUUGUGUUCAGAGUCUCCAUCAUCAGGAGUGCGGAUAAAGAAGUGAUUUGCGUCGAGUAACAACGGGAAGCGUUGCAAUUUAGGAAAGUUCUCGCGUAAAUCUUUGUUUUCUGUUAAUUGCUAAUCAGAUGAAUGCAAAUCUACUUGAAUCAGAAGGUUCAUGAGAACAGUCAUUGAUGGUUUAGAAGAGAAACAGGGGAAGAAGAAUGUAGUAAAACUCAUUUUCUUGACCGUUUUCUAAGG